Messenger RNA from Ficedula albicollis (Collared flycatcher), 1069 nucleotides. It is a transcript of the gene GPR18, whose product is annotated as G protein-coupled receptor 18. Gene Ontology annotation, molecular function: G protein-coupled receptor activity. The record is from RefSeq and is a predicted model, not a curated record. Gene Ontology annotation, cellular component: membrane. Gene Ontology annotation, biological process: positive regulation of Rho protein signal transduction; phospholipase C-activating G protein-coupled receptor signaling pathway. Bases 104 to 1069 code for a protein of 321 amino acids. The transcript has 2 exons. NCBI's taxonomy places the organism in Eukaryota, Metazoa, Chordata, Aves, Passeriformes, Muscicapidae.
GCAAGAGCCAGGAAAGUGCUGGGGGUGAGGGUUAAACAAAGCACUCAUGCAAACACCAGGGUAUUUAUGGACUGCAACAACUAUUCCUAAGUUCAAUUAAACUAUGAUGCCAGAAAAUCCCCACCCAGAAGAAUACAAGAUUUCAUCACUGGUCUUCUACAGCUUUGUGUUCACAGUGGGAUUGUUGGUGAAUGCCACUGCACUAUGGGUGUUCAGCUGCACUACCAAGAAGAGAACAACUAUAACUGUAUAUAUGAUGAAUGUUGCAUUACUUGACCUAGUUUUUAUAUUUUCCUUGCCCUUUCGGAUCAUCUACCACGGGACAGAAACGUGGCCUUUCGGAGAUACAUUCUGCCGGAUCCUCGGGGCUUUCACUGUGUUCUAUCCAGCCAUUGCUCUGUGGCUGCUCGCUUUUAUCAGCGUAGACAGAUUUAUGGCUAUUGUCCAGCCCAAACAUGUCAAAGAGCUAAAAAAUACCAAAAAAGCCGUGCUGGCUUGCACUGCAAUCUGGAUAAUGACCCUCUCAACAACAUCCCCAUUGGUGUUUCUACGAUCUGAUCCAGACCAAGCCUCAAAUUUCACCACCUGCUUGAAAAUGCUUGAUAUCAUCCAUUUAAAGGAAGUAAAUACUUUGAAUUUUUGUCGCUUGAUUUUUUUCUUUUUGAUCCCUUUGUUUAUCAUGAUGGGGUGUUACCUAGUUAUUAUUUAUAAUUUUAUUCAUGGCAAGACUUCCAAACUGAAGCCUAAGGCCAAGGAGAGAUCCAUAAGAAUUAUAGUUACUCUGAUUGCUCAGGUACUCAUCUGCUUUGUACCCUUCCACAUUUGCUUUGUCUUCCUGAUGCUGCAAGAUGAAAAUACAAGUUACAAUCCCUGGGCUGCCUUUACCACCUUUCUCAUGAAUCUCAGUACAUGCUUGGAUGUUAUACUGUACUACAUUGUUUCCAAACAAUUCCAGGCAAGAGUCAUCAGUGUAAUCCUUUAUCGCAAUUACCUACGAAGCGUGCGCAGGAAAAGUUUUCGAACUGGAAGUGUAAGAUCACUCAAUAAUAUGAACAGUGAAAUGAUAUAA